UUCAGAAGUUGAACCUACCAGUGUUACUCUAAUACAAGAGUUUAGACACGCAGUAGAGAAUGUAGGAUAGAUGCAAGGGCGAGACAUCAUAGACAAAUGUAACGAUAAUGGCUGAUAUUGUUCGAAGAUCAGAGCAAUAUUCUCCAAAAUCGAGCCCCAGAGGGGCUCGUUCGCCAGUUGUUCCUCGCCAGGAUUCAACGGGAACUUUAAAAACUACGAUAUCACUUGGAAAAACUCCAGCAAUUGUUCAUAGUGGCCCAUUCUACCUCAUGAAGGAGCCGCCUAGUAAUACACAGAGUGAACGGACAGGAGCCACGAAUCUGAUGUCCUAUCAUAACCUGGAACAUUCUUAUAACAAGUUCUGUGGCCGUAAAAUGAAAGACCAACUAAGCACUUUCCUUCCUAGUCUACCUGGCAACAUUGACACACCGGGACAUCAAGAUAACAGUUCACUGCGAUCAUUGAUUGAAAAACCUCCAAUAUGUGGAAAAGAAUUGGUGCCAUUAUCUGGAGUACAAUUGACUGGCUUCAGACUUCAUCCUGGACCACUACCUGAGCAAUAUCGGCUGAUGAGUCACCAGCCUCAGAAGAAGAAGCACAAGAACAAAAAGCACAAGCAUAAAGCUGGAGACACUCCAUCUCACGAAUCCCAACAAGAUGUAAGCACUGAAAACACUCACGAAAAGAAACAUAAGAAACAGAAAAGACACGAUGAAGACAAAGAGAGAAAGAAGAAGAAAAAAGAAAAAAAGAAGAAAAAGAAACAUAGUCCAGAGGUGUGUUCAGUCACUCCUAACCCUCCACAUAUGGGAACUCCACAUGGCUGAACUGGCAUGAAGUGGUACAAGUUGUAUAGUCUUUUGCAAAAGAGAAGCACUAAAAGUUUUUUUUACUCCCUCAUGUUGCAAUCAUCCCAUAAAUAGGUUAAUAAUAUCCCUCAUAAUUCAUGCACACACACACAUAUGUUAAAUAAUGGUAUCGUAAUUGGUUUACCAGAAGUAAAACGUCUGCAAAUCUAACUUGUUUUUUCUAUAAAGGUUUUUAAAGGCUGAAAUGUUAAUUGAAGGAUGUGCCAAUUAUUACAAAAAAAUAAAAUAAUAAUAAUUUUGUACUCUACGGGACUGAACUUUGGAAAAAAAAAAAUUCCCACAUCAAUUUCAUACAACUUGUGUAAUUAUAGAACCAUACAUCAGAAUUUAAAUGGCAGCAAAUAAUAAUGGCACAUUUUACUAUGUCAUCAAUGAGUAAAUACUGAGCCCAUAAAAGUUAUUGGUGUAACUGUCAUUAUGGUUUUGGAGAACAAAUAAUUAGCCCAUUCUCUCUCUGCUUAAGCAUUUGGACAUUUUAAUACCAAAUUACUAACUAGCUCUUGGACUGUGAAGUUUUGUGGGUGAAACCUUACGUCUAUUUAGGAACUCUCCAUAUCUGACCCAGUCUUGUACAUAGUCAAUGGAUGGGGGGGUGGCUCUUCCUACAGUGCCAGUGCACAUUAGUGGUUUCUUGCAUGUAAUUUCACCAGUUCUUCUCAAGACUUCACAAGUACAGUCUUUUAUUUGUUUAAACAAGUUUAUUUACAAAAACGUAUUGUAUAUUUUAAAUCAAUUGUUUAGUAUUCCUCCUUUUUCAAAGUUAAUGAGUGACUGAUGUUAAAAAACUGUCAAAUUCAGAAGUUCCCAGGUCUCUGUCUUACCGUUCUCACUUCACUGAUGUGUAUCCCUUUCAUAUUUUACAUAAAAACUUUAUGCUCACA
Limulus polyphemus (Atlantic horseshoe crab) is the source of this 1750-nucleotide messenger RNA. RefSeq names its product mediator of RNA polymerase II transcription subunit 19-like (gene MED19). Gene Ontology annotation, molecular function: transcription coregulator activity; transcription factor binding. The transcript is spliced from 6 exons. Gene Ontology annotation, cellular component: mediator complex. Bases 108 to 827 code for a protein of 239 amino acids. Gene Ontology annotation, biological process: positive regulation of transcription by RNA polymerase II. The record is from RefSeq and is a predicted model, not a curated record. NCBI's taxonomy places the organism in Eukaryota, Metazoa, Arthropoda, Merostomata, Xiphosura, Limulidae.